Molecule: messenger RNA, 955 nt
Organism: Scheffersomyces amazonensis
Lineage: Eukaryota; Fungi; Ascomycota; Pichiomycetes; Serinales; Debaryomycetaceae
Exons: 1
Coding region: 43-780 (245 amino acids)
Source: RefSeq, a predicted model, not a curated record
CCAUCGAACUUAAAUGAACAAAUAAAUCAAAGAUUAUAUCAUAUGCUAAAGAUAAAUUUAAAAGAUAACUCACUAAGUUAUAAGAUUGCUAAGAAGAACUCAAAGAAUUUUUCUUUAUUCAAGAAAGUAGAAUUAUCAUCGAUAUGUACAUCACUUGAAGCUCUUGAACAGUUGAAGGGUAUCUUUGUUGGUGUGACAUCUUUGUCGUUGGAUCCUAUCCAUCUUCUGGAAACUACUUUAUAUCCUGUUGUUUCCAUAUUCUGUUCACAGAAUAUCAGAGAAGUGGAAAUUAAAAACUGUUGUACAUUGCAAAAAGAAGACUCGUUAUUUAAGUUGUUCAAGGCAAUGCCAAACAUAAGAGUCCUUGUUCUACAAAGCUCGGACUCUCAUGUACCAGCAAUGGUUAACUUUGCAAUAUUAAAUCUACCCAAUUAUUCUCUACAAAAGUUUUCCCUCGACAUGGAGACGCCUGUACCAGCGUCCGAGCUCAAAGAACAACUCGCUCUAGUUAGGACGAUGGUUCAAUAUUGGGGUUCAACUCUUGAACUUAUCAGAAUCCAUCGAGUAAGGCCACAAGAGAAGGUCAGUUUAUUAACAGUUGAUCUAUUCCAUUAUCAACAAUAUUAUACUAAGAAAGAGUUUGAUGAAGAGAUUAGCAGAUUAAUUUCACAUCUUUUACAGUACCAAAAAUUGAAGACUUUUGUUUUCUACGAUAAUCAGUAUUUGCGGAAGCAUAGACAGGACUGGAUUAGAUGGACCGAUCUAAGUAUUAAAAAAUAACUUGCCAAAGCGACGAGUAAGCUCUUCAAUGUAUUACCAGUUUCUUAAGUCAAAUUCUGUCCUCCUCAGCUAUAGUUAACUGUUCAGUAUUUUGUCAUUUAAAUAGGAUACAUAUUACUCUUUAAAUCUUCACCAAAUGUAAGGUAACGCACUUGCCACAAACCCAAUAAUAUAA